AUGGAUGUAGUUGUGACAGGAGAUCAUGUAGUUGAUGAUACGGAUUUCGGUAGCAGAAAAAGAAAAAGACAUAUAACUUCUAAAGAGCAUAAAAGCAAUGUUAGAGCCGCACUAGGAAGAGUGUGCUUGAAAUUGGUAGUGGUCAUGGGAGUGACGUGGAUAGCCGAUUUGAUCUCAUUUGCUGUCGGUGGUCCUCAAGAAAUAUGGUACCUCACUGAUAUAAUCAACAGCAUCCACGGUGUUUUUAUCUUUAUUGUUAUUGGAUGCCAGCCUCAGGUUUUGUCAGCUGUAAAACGAUUCUGGUGUCUCAGAAAGCACAAACAAAACGGAGCUGCUGGAACGACGCAUCAUCACUCAACCAGUUCCCAAGGACCGCCAUCUAUGGGUGAUACGCUGACUAACACUAACAGUGUUAUAACAAACGGAACUUACCAAAACAGUACCCUUGGAGACGAGCUGUUUAAAACAAAAACUCUUUUGUAUUCUUUCAAUCUCGUCUAA
This is a messenger RNA of Diabrotica balteata, 501 nucleotides long. Lineage: Eukaryota; Metazoa; Arthropoda; Insecta; Coleoptera; Chrysomelidae. The record is from the annotation of a GenBank genome assembly.